This is a messenger RNA of Mugil cephalus (flathead mullet), 1615 nucleotides long. Its product is annotated as interferon-induced protein 44-like. Gene Ontology annotation, molecular function: GTP binding. The record is from RefSeq and is a predicted model, not a curated record. The coding region runs from base 1 to 1092 and encodes 363 amino acids. The transcript has 9 exons. Lineage: Eukaryota; Metazoa; Chordata; Actinopteri; Mugiliformes; Mugilidae.
AUGUUCCUGUUGCCAGAGGCACAGACAUCCAUCCAUCUUGAUGCCAAAGACCUCACGUCCCCAAAGACAUACGGCACCGCCGACCUGGACCUCCUUCUCCGCAUUUCCUCCUCCUCCUCCUCCUCUUCCAGCCUGGCAGAGCCUGAUGUGGUUUUCUUUAAGGUAAUACAUUUAAUACUUCAUAUUAUAUGUAAGAAAGUGUUUGGUGUUCCCAGAUGGCUUACAAGUCUUAUUUGGCAACAGGAAGAUCCCCCUCCCCCAAAACCUUCUCCUUUCUUAGCUACUGAAUGGAGGAAAAUACCGUGGAGUCAGAGAGAGACAAAUCUUCAGUGGGUGAGAGACUAUCAGCCUCAUAAAGACGUCCAACAUCUCAGAAUUCUGCUUCAUGGACCACCAGGUGCUGGAAAGUCCAGCUUCAUCAACUCUGUGGACAGUGUCCUAAAAGGCAGAACUGCAGCCCAAGCUUUGGCGGAAUCAAGCUCUACUAGCAGCUUCACAAAAAAAUACAGAACUUAUAAACUGCAGAAAGAUCAACCGGGAACAUUUUACCCUUUUGUCUUCACUGACACCAUGGGUCUUGAGAGGAGCACUAAUGGAGGAGUUAGAGUGGAAGAUGUCAAACUGGCCAUGAUGGGACACGUGAAAGAAGGUUACAAGUUCAAUCCCAGCUCUCCCUUGACUGAGACUGAUACCGACUACAACCAUUACCCAACUCUAGAUGACAAGGUUCAUGUUCUGGUUUGUGUUGUUCCUGCCAACACUCUGGACAUGAUGGAUGAUGUGUCUGUAUCAAAGAUAAGGGACAUCAGAGUAGUAGCCAGUGACAUAGGGAUUCCCCAGAUUGCUCUUCUUACCAAAAUCGAUGAAGCCUAUCCUGAGGUGAAGGGAAAUAUAAGGAAUGUCUAUAAGAGCAACAAGCUGAAGAAACAGAUGGAAGAAGUGAGUGUGUCACUGGGUAUUCCACUGAACUGCAUCUUUCCAGUGAAGAACUACCACUCAGAAAUCGAUACAGAUGCCAACAUGGAUUCACUGAUACUGAGUGUAAUGAGGAAAAUCAUUGACUUUGGAGAAGACUACCUGAAUGACAUUUAACCAGAACUAUUGUUAGAAUGCAACGCGUUCAAAGACGAUUCAAGUUUACGAUGAAGCAUUAAAAAUUUGAGAUGUACUAUACAAGUACAUCAGUGUAAUAAGUUACUUUUUAGGUAGUGAUUGUAAUAAAUAAGUAAUAAAACAAAAUUAAUCUGCACAUAAUUUGAGUGAAGUUUGAAUAAUUUAGCAACAGAUCUAAAAAGUACAUGUAGUCGUACGUCACAUUUUUGUGCAUAUAUGGUAUUGUUGUGGCACAAAUUACUGAGACAUAUAGUAUGUGAUACUGUUCAGUUCUGAUUUGAUUCUGAUGUGUGGGCUACCAGAACUUACAGGGCAUAAAUGGUGUUUAUUUAUUCCUUCUUUUUGCUAGCUAUUGUUGUUUAAGCACACAUGUCCAUAUUUAUAUAUUGCAUUUCCAUGCUGAAUUUGAUGACAACUUCUAGAUAAUGUAGUGUAAUGUUCAGGGCCCCUCUUACAGACAUUUAAAGGCAUGCAGAAUUCUGUUUCUGGGGCAUCUUCACUA